GGAAAUUUUAAUUUGUUAUGAUACUGUUGCUGGUGUUAUUACUAUCUUGACCGUCAUCUAACAGAAGUAAUUCUUUAUUUAUAGUAUCAAUAUUUCAAUCUGACUAAAUUUGUUACCGAAAGUCACAAUGGAACAAUUCUUAAUAGCAUUUAUCGUAACACUGUUGUUGAUUCACAAUUCCGCAAAGUGCCCCAAACCUAAAUAUAUUGAAUCUUAUUAUCUUUACAGGACAAAAUGUUGUAAUGCAAGUUUGGAUGUCUUUAAGCCGUUUCCUAACGGAAAGUACCCCGAGAGGCCGAAGUUUUUUCAACUAACAGAUUUCCUGCGAAACGAGAAAAAAGGAAUUAAAGCUGUGUGGAAUGCAAGUUUAACCCAUUUAAAAGGAUUUAAGAUUGAAUAUGAUUUUGAUGACAAAAUCUGUAGAAUCUUGGACUUUUCUGAAUUUCUAAAGAACAAAUCCAUUAGUAAUUAUGACUUUGAGUUUAAUCUACAUCCUGUAAGAAUGAAUAAAGAAAUUUUGGUUCAUCUUCAUCCGUUGCCGGAAUCUGGGAACAAUUACCUGACUGCCAAAGUCGAUACGUUCAUGUGUCGCGAAUGGGUAACCCCGAUUGAUUAUAAAUUAGAAGAAAACAAGUUAAUUGUGGACUUUGAACAAGGACCUUCAAAGUGUGAUAUAAAACAAUAUAAUGUAGCGCUUCAUAAUACAAAUUCAACCAUUUUAAUAAGUGCGGUUGUCAAUUCUUCCCAGACAACCUCAAAAUUAACCCAUGAAUUUCAUAGAAUAUGUUCCGGAAACUACUACACAACUGUUGAAAUAAUUGAUGAAUUUUGGAACGUUGAUGGGAAAUGUAUAUGUAAGAACGAAUAUAGUAGAUGUGGUGUCGACUGUAUUCGGUCGAAAAGCACAGACUUUCAAAUUUCUAGUUUUCCGUGUACAACGCCUUCGUCAACAGAUGUCACUGCACCAUCUCCAAAUCUUACAACAGAACCUAAGAGCACUUUUAACCUAACCAUAUUCCUUGCUAUUAUUGGUGCUAUGAUCGGUCUACUACUUUUGGUGCUUAGUUUUUACUGUUUCAAGCGAACAAUUCAAGAGAAAAGAGGACUGCUGUUUUAUACAGAGGACCAUUCCUACCACUGUGAAGCCAUCGAUCAGUUUGUAUCUCUCAUGAAUAUGAGCAAGUGUAAACUAGAACUUGCUGCGCGUCUAGUGAAAGGCAGCGAUCCUUCGAGGCUGACUUUAGAAAUCCAAAGGUCCGAUUUUAUAAUUCUUGUAUACUCCAAAGCUCUUCACAAAAGAAUCCAGGCGUGGAAAAACAGCCAGGAUUACAUAAAUUUUUUAAAAGAGGACAACUCAGCGCUUUUGACAGCUUCCCUUCUCAAGGAACUUGAAGAAAGCAACAAACUUAUCAUUUGUAAGUUCCCUCAGGUACCAAACUCCAGUGUGAGCGGCGAGUUUCCUUCGGUCAAGUGCUACACACUCACGAAAGAGCUGAGAUUGCUUAUUCAACAAAUCCACGGAAGAGGAGUGGAUCACGAACUUGCCGUUCUUGACAGAAGUAACAAACUCAAUCACAACUCUUUGACAAACACUAUUAAGAAUGCUACCAACUUUGAAGAAAACAGUUCCUAUUGGUUUGAAGACAAAUAUAUUUGCCCUAAGAAAAUGGAGUCUUUAAAUGAAAUGCCUGAUUAUGCUGAAAACUUUUCAGAUGGAUGUGAACAUAGUAUUUAUUCCAUUCCUAUAAGUUCCAAAUUGGAACAGAUUAAUGAGUAGAAUGACUCGUUAGCUUAAAAGAUUCGCAGACGGGAUUCAUUUGUUUCAACAAAGAUUUGGUUUCAUUUUUAUAUUUUUAAAUCUCAUCCGGGAUCCUUCCUGCUUUUGUUGGAUCUUUUCGGUUUGAACGGCAGUUUUUUCUAGCGAUGUCAUAUGAAAUUGUCACCCAUAAU
Octopus sinensis (East Asian common octopus) is the source of this 1950-nucleotide messenger RNA. RefSeq lists its product as uncharacterized. The record is from RefSeq and is a predicted model, not a curated record. NCBI's taxonomy places the organism in Eukaryota, Metazoa, Mollusca, Cephalopoda, Octopoda, Octopodidae. The transcript is spliced from 10 exons. Bases 128 to 1777 code for a protein of 549 amino acids.